Molecule: messenger RNA, 2884 nt
Organism: Phanerochaete carnosa HHB-10118-sp
Lineage: Eukaryota; Fungi; Basidiomycota; Agaricomycetes; Polyporales; Phanerochaetaceae
Product: glycoside hydrolase family 47 protein
Exons: 18
Coding region: 102-1880 (592 amino acids)
Biological process (GO): N-glycan processing; carbohydrate metabolic process
Cellular component (GO): membrane; endoplasmic reticulum
Molecular function (GO): calcium ion binding; mannosyl-oligosaccharide 1,2-alpha-mannosidase activity
Source: RefSeq, a predicted model, not a curated record
CGCGGGCUUUAGUGCCACGUAUACACCGAAGAGGCCCCCUUCACACGUCCUUCUCGACGCACGCGCCGUGGAACUUGCAGCCUGAUAGGUCUACGACGAGGAUGGCAGAUCCCACAGUGCGCAAACGGAAGACGGCACCUACGAGACCUAGUAACGGAGCAGGUGAUGCUACGCCAACAGGUGGCAACGCCCCGACCAAGAGGACUGCAGGCUCAGUCAAGCUUUCGACCAUACUUUCGCUCUUGUUGAUUGCUAUCGGGACUCUGAGCUACCAACAACCACGACUCGUUCAAGGGAUUAUAGAUAGUGUUUCUAGCCUGAUAUGGAAGUUCAAACCCUUGCCGGGUACUGGACAGAAUCUUGUCGCGGAGUUUAUACCAGACAUGGAGAGGCGCGAUGCAGUAGUACGGGCUUUCCAGCAUGCAUGGCAUGCAUAUGAGAGUGAUGCCAUGGGCGACGACGAGUACCACCCCAUAGGCCACACGGGAUCAAAUCUUACUGCAGCUGGAGGAAUUGGCUACACCGUUGUCGACUCACUAGACACGAUGAUUAUCAUGAGACUCGAAGACGACUACAAGCGAGCACGAGAGUGGAUAGCGACUAAGUUGGACUUCGAGAAGGACGCAGAUUUCAAUACUUUUGAGACCACUAUACGUGUUCUAGGAGGGCUCCUGUCCGCAUACAGCUUGACUGGAGACGAUCUUUUCCUCGAGAAAGCCCAGGACCUUGCAGAUCGCAUACUGCCCGCUUUUGAUACACCUUCGGGGUUGCCCACGAGCUUAAUCAACCUUGCACUCCGCGAAGGUGUCAUGGAUCCGGACAAUCCGGAGCUUGUCAGCACUGCUGAAGUAUCCACUCUUCAGCUAGAGUUCCGAUACCUCGCUCACCUCACGGACAAUGAAGAAUAUUGGCAUAAAGCUGAGAAGGUGAUGAGAAUAAUAAAAAAUGCAAGACUGUCGACAGGUCUUGCCUCUAUUUUCAUGAAUAAAGACGGCGGACGCUAUGCAUUGUCCGCAAUUCGCUUAGGAUCAAGAGGGGAUUCCUACUACGAAUAUCUACUCAAGCAGUAUAUCCAAACAAACAUGACAGAACAUGUUUAUCGCGAGAUGUACGAUGACGCCAUGGACUCAGUGGCGGAACACCUCAUUUCGCGGAGCCAAAAGGCGAAGCUCAUCUAUACCUCCGAGCUAGUUCCCCAACGAACGUACACCUCCGACAUAGCCUGGCGUCUUGUCCCGAAGCAAGACCAUCUCGUUUGCUUCUUCGGUGGGUCACUCAUGCUUGGCGCCACAAUUACGGGUGCUACGCAGUACCCCAUAUCGGUACCGCCCCGUCCAGAGCAGCUCACGAAGCAGGGUAAGCGUGAUUGGGUGAACGGUGUCGAGCUGAUCAAGACGUGCAUGAAGACGCACGAGACGAAAACAGGACUUGCUCCAGAGAUUGCGCACUUCAGGAUACCGUCAGAUAACCUGGAUGAAACCAUCGCCCCCGAUGAUUGGUAUAUUAAGGGUGGGAAACCAGGUGCAGAGGCAUCAUAUGAUGCUCGAUACAUCCUGCGACCUGAGACUGUGGAAUCCCUCUUCAUUGCCUACCGCCUGACAGGUGAUCCGCGCUACCGCGAAUACGGUUGGUCGAUCUUCCAGGCGAUUGAGAAAUACUGCCGGAUCGAGUCUGGUGGGUAUGCGAGCGUUCUCAACGUCGACGAGGUGCCCGUCAAGUACGAGGACAAGAUGGAGACUUUCCUCAUGAGCGAAACGCUCAAGUAUCUGUACUUGCUGUUCGAUGACGACAAGGCUCUACCGCUAGACAAAUAUGUAUUCAAUACCGAGGCGCAUCCAUUACCUAUCUUUUAUCCCACAUUCCGCACAGGCUUCUCAUAACUGCCGACUACACACUAGAUUCUGCGUCAUGACACUGCCUACUGGUGAACAUCGACGUACGACAAAGGUGAAUGCAUAGCGGUAGGUGAUGUGGCAUGUAAUUUGUAGUGUGUAUAAUCGAAAGGCUCGAGACAUCAAGACAUCAGGAGAUCAUAGGGUGAGUGUCUAUCUGAAAUCAUAUGAUAAAUAGAAUUAAUAGUUUCAUCAGGAGCCCGUGCAGGGUAUCUUCCCUGGCCAAAUAUUGCUAAUACAGACUUUGUGACGAGUUUCAAGGCUUCUCACGCUGAGGUUCCCGUCACCUGGGCGUACGUCAAUCGAGCAGUGCUAUCGUUAUCUUCCAACUCGAGGUACUCCCAAGGCUCGUUCGGCUCAGGUUCAGGCACCUCGUGGUCGUCAAGUGCAAUCACCGACCGCGAGCCUUGCACGACCUCAAAAUCGCCGGCCUUCUGGCGAUGCCGCCGUGGCUUGGCCGGCUUCGCGAUAUCGAAGAGCGCAACCUCCUUCCGCGCUGGCCGGCUCUCUACCUCCGCGACCCAGUCCGUCUCUUCCGCCUCUUCCCGCCCGUCGUCCUCCAGCUUGAGCUGCCACCCGCCGCGGACGUGCGUCAUCAUGUGCGGGCGGGUGUCCCGCACAUCGAGAUCGCGCAGCCUCUUGAACCAGUUGUGGUCAAAGAGCACGGCGGGGUCCUUCCGCCAGCGCUUGAUCUUCCACUCGCUGCUCUUGCGGAGCAUCUUGCGCGCGUGGUCGAAGUUGCCCUGCUCCUUCAGCUCGAGUAUCGCGUUGGCAGAGGGCCCAUUCAACUCGGCAUCAUCUGAUAUCCUCCAGAAGGCUAAGUCGGCUGGAUGUACCAAAUACGGUGUCCCGCAUCUGUCGUCCCAAACCAACAAGGAUGACUCGGGCCAGUAGUCGUCGUAAUAGAAGGACAUGGAUGUGUCGGACCUAUCAUCAUACGACGACGUGGGUGUCCUGGGUUUGUCGUCGUCGACUAACAUUCUAUGAGAGCA